Molecule: messenger RNA, 2226 nt
Organism: Syzygium oleosum
Lineage: Eukaryota; Viridiplantae; Streptophyta; Magnoliopsida; Myrtales; Myrtaceae
Product: disease resistance protein At4g27190-like
Exons: 1
Coding region: 1-2226 (741 amino acids)
Molecular function (GO): ADP binding; protein binding
Source: RefSeq, a predicted model, not a curated record
AUGGGACUCCCGGUAGACGAGAACGGGUGUAAACUGAUCCUGACAACCAGGAAGCUGGAUGUGUGUAACCAGAUGGAAUGCCAAGUUUCUGUCAAAGUAGAGACUCUCCUCGAGAAUGAAGCUUGGCACUCGUUCAUGAAGAAUCUGGGGCGCACAAAAGCCUUCCCACCUGAAGUAGAAAAUAUAGCAAGGUCUGUCGCACAGGAAUGCAGAGGUUUGCCUCUUGGGAUUGUGGUGGUUUCUGGAAGCAUGAGGGGGACGGAGGACAUCCAUGAGUGGAGAAAUGCAUUAGAAGCAUUGAAAGAAGCAAACUUCACGGAAGAAUGCAUGAAAGAGAAGGUAUUUGGUGUUUUGAGAAUUAGCUAUACUCGACUGAAUGAUGCGAUGGCGCAACGGUGUUUCCUGCAUAUGGCAUUAUAUCCUGAGGAUUACAUGACUGAAAGAAGUGAGCUCAUUCGAUAUUUCAUGGAUAUCCGAUUGAUAUGCAGCAGAAGUCGGGAAGUGGAGUACCAUAGGGGACAUACGUUGGUGAAUAAAUUACUUAACGUCUGCUUGUUGGAAAGUGUUAAACGCACGAACAUCUCUGGACAAGAAACUGAGGAAUUGAAGAUGCAUGACUUGCUCAGGGACAUGGCAAUCCACAUGAUGAGAUCUAGAUAUAUGGUGAAAGCAGGGUUGCAUUUGAGAGAGAUACCUGAAGAGGCAAAAUGGACAGAGAAUCUUGAGGGAGUUUCCUUAAUGGGAAAUCUCAUUGAGGGAAUCCCGGAAGGGAUAGCGACCAAGUGUCCUAGACUUAAGUUCCUUCGCUUGAGCAAUAACACUUCCUUGAAGGCAUUACCCAAUGCGUUUUUCGAAAACAUGCCUGCUCUCCAAGUUCUCGAUCUAUCUCGGACAAAUAUCAAGUUUCUGCCAUGUUCAACAUCCAACUUGAAGAACCUCAUUGCAUUGUUGCUCGGGGGGUGCAGGGGAUUAGAAUUAGUCCCAUCUGUGGAAAAGAUGGAGGAGUUAAGAACUUUAGAUCUGUGUGAAAGUGGAAUCCGGGAUGCACCUGAAGGGUUAGAGAGAUUGGUAAAUCUAAGAAGUUUUGAUUUGAAUGGUUCAGACCCAAGGAAACUGCCUCUUGGAGUUCUGCCGAAACUUGCUCAUCUGCAAUACCUCAACCUUGGCAGUAAAUUUUAUGCGGCAGGAAGGGAGAUAAUGAGUAUGAGAAACUUGGAAGAUUUAAAAUGCAAUUUCGCUGAUGAAAAUGAAUUUAAUCUGUACACGGCAUAUCUGAAUGAUGGAAAAGGUCCAAAGAAGUGGGACUUGAGACUGGGAUGUGUCGAUUAUGAUGAGGCUCUAAUAGGAAGCAUGGAAGAUUAUAACAAAAUCGUGAGAUUAAGUUGCAUCGCUCAAGGAUGGCAAUGGGAAGAGCGGCUUCUGCUCCCAAGAGAAGUUGAAUUGCUGAUAAUUGAAAGGUUGGUGGAGGAUGACCUGAGAAGCCUAAUGAACAUCCCAUCAUUUCAACAGGUAACCAACAUGAAGGCCUGCAUGAUUGGGAAAGUUAAAUCCAUGGAGUGUGUGGUUCUGCUGUCCAUGGAUUUCCUCUCACACAGAUACAGCCAUCUUCGAAGCCUUGAGUUUCUAAGACUAGAUACACUUGAGGACCUCCGCGUCCUAGUGGAGGUAGAAGAGAACUUUGCUGCUGCGAGUGCAUUCCUGCGGGUGCUAUCCAAAAAUAAUACCUUCUGGGGUCUGAAAAAGCUCGAAAUCAGUAAAUGCUGCAAAAUGAAGAAGCUGCUGACCCACUCGCUGCUGCCCCUCCUCGCAAACUUGGAGGUGCUUUCUAUCCAAUGCUGCAGCGAAGUCGAGGAGCUCAUAAAAGUGACAGGAGACCAAACAACUUCUGCUUUAACUCUCCCAAAGUUAAGGACUUUAGUGUUAAGGGAUUUACACGCGCUGGAAAGCAUAUGUAGCAGCACAAUAGUCUGUAAUUCUCUUGAGUAUAUUACACUCGAAGGAUGUUGCAAGCUGAGAAGGAUACCGCUCCGUGUAUGCCUCCCUCAGGAGGCGGAACCACCUUCUUCUUAUCUUUCUUCUGCUGGCUCUCGUACUCUCCAACGGAUAGAGAUUACGUACAAUGACAUGGGAUGUUCAAUGAGAUAUAUGUUCUCGUGUGUCGAUUUCUGGCCUUUACCGAAUCUCUUCCAUCGACGAUGGCUACCUAUCUUAGUUGCCGAUUUGUAA